AUGGCUAGUCGCAUUUUGGUUAUUGCCAGUUUUAUAGCCAUUGCCGUCGCCAUCGUCACUGCCUUUGAGCCUAGUCCGUUGCAAGAUUUCUGUGUUGCCGAUCCAACUAGCUCAGCAAGAGUUAACGGUCUAGCUUGCUUGGACUCAAAGAAGGUACAAGCCAACCACUUCUCCUUCAGUGGCCUUCAUAUUCCAGGAAACACAUCAAAUGCCCUUGGCUCUGCACUUAAACCUGUCUUCGUAGCCCAAUUACCCGGACUAAACACCCUUGGAAUCUCGAUGGCCCGCAUUGACUAUGCACCCUGGGGUCUAGUUCCUCCUCACUCACACCCCCGCGCAACUGAAAUUCUUACAGUCUUGGAAGGCAGACUCCUUGUUGGCUUCGUGACCUCUAACCCUGAAAACAGGCUCAUUACUAAGGUCCUUGAAAAGGGUGAUGUGUUUGUGUUUCCUAUUGGACUUGUUCACUUCCAGAGAAAUGUUGGCCCUGGAAAUGCUUUCUCUAUCUCUUCCUUAAGCAGCCAAAACCCUGGUGUUAUUCUCAUUGCGAAUACUCUAUUUGGAUCCUGA
Dovyalis caffra is the source of this 570-nucleotide messenger RNA. Lineage: Eukaryota; Viridiplantae; Streptophyta; Magnoliopsida; Malpighiales; Salicaceae. The record is from the annotation of a GenBank genome assembly.